GCGACGAGGUCGUCAUAAAUAGUCGCGAGCUUUGCCUCUCGAAGGCUGUUGGCUGUUGUGCACUCCUCUGACGGGCUGGUCUGGCUGCUCUGUUCUGCUCUGUUCAGGUCGGUCUGUCUGUCUGGUGGGGUGGGGAGGAUCUGCGCUUGCCUGCCUGCCUGCCUGCCUCCCUCCAAUUCCUCGGGCAUCUCUCUGUUCCGUCGACGCCCGGGCAUUGACUCGAAUCGGAAGGGGGGAGAUGCGAACAGAACAGAGCGGAGGAGGAGACGAAUUACGUGGAGAUUCGAAUCAGUAGACGAGGCCAGCAGGCCUGUAUGUAGAUCACUCGAUCGCUAGCUCGCACGAGUCGUCGCAUCGGGUCCCGGCAGCAGCUUCAUUGAUAGAUUGUCGUCGAGUCAACCUCUCUCUGUCUCUCUGCCAUCGAAAAAAUUUGAGAGCUGGUUCGGGCAGUGAGCCAGGAGUCGGUUUGUGUAUCUCUGUUGGAGUGAGGGCCGGAGCGCGGGCCCAACGAUUGUUCCUUCUGUGAUGCUGCUGCUGCUGCUGCUCCGGCUGCGGCUGUAACACGGAAUUCGGAUUCUAGACUUUGGCUUGCUUGCUUGCUUGCUGCAGUCCGUGGCUGCGAGGGCCGGACAUGUGGGGGAAUUGAAUCUGCGCUCGAUGGUGGUGCCGAGAGUCGGAUGUGCCAAGGCAGGAAUUGUGCUGCCCAGGGGAUCGAGCAGUUGACUCGAGGCGCAGUAGGCGGACGACGCACCAGGUGUGGAUUUCGGAUUGCCAUUGUGCGGUUCAUGUCCUGGUCCUAGCGCCCUCCUCGUCCCGGAGGUGGCGAGCGAGCGCUGCUUCGACCGGGGAUCACCGCUCGCAUAAAUAACCUUUGGCAUGCCGCCCGUGAAGCCUAGGGCGAUGGCCGGACGACACGUGAGAGCGGAUGGAAAUGGAGGAGGCGGAGCACCAGCAGCAGCAGCAGCAGCUCCAUCUCCAUCUCCAUCUGCAGCUCCAGCUCCGCCCGCUGCAGCAUCGUCGGGAGCAGACAUCCGAGAGCCUCUGCGCUCUCUCUACCAGAACAGUUCCACCGAUCCCGGCGUGCAGCCCUCCCCGAUCCCGAGCAAAGUCUCGCACCCUUAUCGACCAUUCGUGUUUGGGAGCUCGAGAAGCGCCAGCUCCAGGAGCGUUUCUCCCGAUGCCGAGGACACCCGCCAUCAUCAUCAGCCGGAUGCUGCAGCAGCCUUAGCAGCAGCAGCAGCAGCUGCUGGUGGAGGUGGGGGAUUAGCAGCAGCAGCUCGUGAAGGCGGUAACAACGAGCGCCCGAGGAUGUCGUCUUCGAGCCACAGGAGCCAGCCCGGUGGGGCUGGUGCCGACGCGGAGGAGGAGCUGCAGCAAGAUCAUCAUCAUCAACAACAAAAUCAACAAAAUCAACAAAAUCAACAACAACAACAACAACAACGACACGAAGCUUCAUCGGAUCAGUCGGAGAUUCAGAACUGCGUGGAUGAUGGGGAGAGCUCGCCCCGGAGCCCCAUGUCCGUGAGCGAGGGCAGCCAGAGUUACGGGCACAGCUGCUUCUCGGACAGCCAGCUGAUCACGGACGUGGAGGACAACGAGAAUCUGAUGCAGCUCAAGCUCGAGGCCAUGACCUGGGCCGCCAUGGCUAAGGACUUCACCAUCUCGUCGCUGGAGAAAAGGCUGCGCAAGGCCCUGCAAAUUGCCAAGGCCGAGCAGGCCAAGAACCUCGAGCUCCAGAAGCAGCUCGACGAUUCGCGCCAGGAGCUGGGCAAAGCGAAAGAGGACAUUGCGAAAUUGGAGGAGGCCGAGGAGCGAUUGUGCCGCGAGCGCGGAGAUAUCGAAGUGGACGCCACGCAAUUCGCUGCCGAGAGGGCCAAAUUCGCGGCCGAGCAGUCGAAGCAGCACCGCUCGCAGCUCCUGCUGCUCGAGCACCGGAUUAAGCUCAUGCUCGGGGAGAGUGCGAAGCCCGCGCACCUGCGCGGGCAGGACCGGCAGCUGGACAGGUCUCUCAUGAUGCAGAACCGAGCCUGGCAGAGCAGCGACGUGCAGAUUCUGGAGGAGGCCCUGGACCAGGCGCAGGAGAGAAUCCUCGAGGCCGAGCAGGAGAUCGAGGAGCUGCGAGGCGAGGUGUCGGACGCCAACACGGAUCUGCGAGUGUCGGAGCUGCUGAGGAAAACGCAAUCGCGUCGGCUCAAAGCGCUCGAGAAGGAGAGGCGCUUCUUGCUCAGGAAAGGAGCCCUCCGCUCCGUGAAGCUGGCCCCUCGCUCCACCCAGCGCAAAUGCGAGACCCCCGUGCCCGGCGGCCCAGGCUGGAAUGUGUUCUCCGUCCUCGAGUAUGCGGAGUCGUGAUCAGAACCUUCGUCAAUCUGCUGCUGCUGCUGCCGCCGUCGUCGUUCGGCUGUGCACAAUGUGAAGGAGGGAUCGAAUGCUUGAGUGAGUGAGUGGAGUGAGAGGAAGGAUUCUUUGGAAAAAAAACCAAAUGCCCGAUGGGCUUUCAGCUCAGCUUGAAGUGGCGCUGUAAUUACUUGUGCUCGCGGCUUCAUGGACCGCUGCCGCACCUUUUCUCGUGAUCGUGGUUAUCAGACGAAGGUGCUUUUGAAGAAGGUCGUGGGCUGGCCUGUUUGCUCGCUCGAGCUCUCGAGGGAGAAAGUCGGGGCCAGGCAAGGCAAGGCAAGGGGAGGGCGCGAACAAAGGGGGCCCGAAAGCGGAAAACGAUGAAGAUGGUGGCAUUUUGUUCGGCAAUAAUUCGACUAGUCAGUCAGUUCUUCCCCGCGCAGUUUGUUGUACCAUUUAUUUAUUGCCUCGACGAGGACGACGACACGAAGAAGAUGAUGACGACGAUGAAGGUGUAAGUGAAGAAGAAGAAGGUGAUGAUGAUGAUGCUCUGGGAUUGGGCGUGGUUGUUCGUCUGUCUGUUCUGGGAGCAGACGAAAAAUGUCUAUCGUGAAAAUUUCGAUCAAAUUGUGUACAAGAAGAUCAAGUACAGGAGGAGCAUAUGUGAAUGUAUCUAUGUAGCGAGCGAGAGGAGAGAUCACGUUGUAAAUUUUGUCCGCUGAUUAGCGAAUUACGAGAGAGAGAAUGAGAGAAAUUCAAAAUGUAGUGAAGGAAAAGCAAUCAAUCAAGCGCUCGCUUGCGCCCUGUGCUCUCCCUUUCUUAAAAAUAGCGACAGACCGAUCGAUCGAUAGACCGACCGAUCGACCGACGAAACGAACGACUUGCGCUUUGUGUAGACCAAUUCUUCCGGUUGAUGAUGUAGAUGUAAAACACGACGACGACGAUGAUGAUUAUGUUGAUGGAUGGGUGGGACGUUCAGAUUGAAAAAAAUAAAGAAAGAGCUCUGGAUCAACUUU
Messenger RNA from Marchantia polymorpha subsp. ruderalis, 3350 nucleotides. NCBI's taxonomy places the organism in Eukaryota, Viridiplantae, Streptophyta, Marchantiopsida, Marchantiales, Marchantiaceae. The record is from the annotation of a GenBank genome assembly.